Molecule: messenger RNA, 870 nt
Organism: Anisakis simplex (herring worm)
Lineage: Eukaryota; Metazoa; Nematoda; Chromadorea; Rhabditida; Anisakidae
Source: the annotation of a GenBank genome assembly
AGAGUCAAGAAGAAGUUAGAAGCUGAUAUCAAUGAACUUGAAAUUGCACUGGAUCAUGCAAAUAAGGCGAAUGCGGAUUCAAUGAAGAGUUUGAAACGUUACACUGAACAAGUUCGCGAAAUACAACUUCAGAUCGAAGAAGAGCAAAGACAACGUGAUGAGAUGAAAGAGCAAUACUAUGCAGCCGAGAAACGUGCGACGAUCCUAGAAUCUGAAAAGGAAGAAUUAGCAGCCUCCUGUGAUCAGGCCGAACGUGCUCGCAAGCAGGCUGAACUUGAUGCCAGUGAUGGACGUGAACAAGCCAAUGACUUGAUCGCGCAAGUUAAUAGCUUGAACGCCACAAAGAGACGAAUGGAAGGGGAACUCCAGGCGAUCCAUGCAGAUCUCGACGAGACUUUGAAUGAGUACCGUGCCUCCGAGGAGAGCAGCAAGAAGGCGAUGGCUGAGGCAGAAAGACUUGCCGAAGAAGUACGAAAAGAGCAGGAACAUGUGACACAGGUUGAACGAUUGAGAGUCAGCAUUGAAGCACAAAUCAAAGAGCUUCAGGUGCAAUUGGAUGAAGCAGAGCAAGCAGCCCUUAAAGGUGGUAAGAAGACAAUCGCUAAACUCGAACAACGUAUGCAUGACCUUGAAGUUGAGCUAGACGCAGAACAGCGCCGUUAUCAAGAAGUUGCGAAGAACGUUUCCAAAUCCGAACGCCAAGUUCGAGAGCUUCAAUUCCAAGUUGAUGAGGAUAAGAAGAACUUCGACCGUAUGCAUGAUUUAGUCGAGAAACUGCAAACCAAAAUCAAAACCCAGAAGAAACAACUCGAAGAAGCUGUAAGUUUCUCCCUUAGCAUUGCUCAUUUCAUGUCUUUACUAUCAAAGUGA